Schizophyllum commune H4-8 is the source of this 1445-nucleotide messenger RNA. RefSeq names its product t-SNARE. Bases 222 to 1001 code for a protein of 259 amino acids. The transcript has 6 exons. The record is from RefSeq and is a predicted model, not a curated record. Gene Ontology annotation, biological process: intracellular protein transport; vesicle fusion; vesicle-mediated transport. Gene Ontology annotation, cellular component: endomembrane system; membrane; SNARE complex. Gene Ontology annotation, molecular function: SNAP receptor activity; SNARE binding. Lineage: Eukaryota; Fungi; Basidiomycota; Agaricomycetes; Agaricales; Schizophyllaceae.
CUUCGCCCACGACCCGCUCCCGCACACUAUUCUUCCUCUCCUGCCGCCCGAAGCGAAGGCGGGCUCGGCUUUACGAGGAUGAGGACGACGAGGACGACGACGAGCGGGGCGGGCUCAUCAAGCGACGCGCGGUCGCGCUGGACGUCGACUUGGCUCCGCAGUGGGCAGAUACAGCCGACAAUGUCGAGACCCUCCUUGCCGGCAUACAGACAAAAAUCGCCAUGCUCGACAAGCUGCACGCGAAACACCUAUUGCCGGCGUUUGCGGACCGGUCGAAGGAAGAACAGGACAUUGACCGCCUCACCAGCGAAAUCACCUCUGACUUCCGAGCAUGUCAUUCUCAAGUGACGCGCGUCGCGCAGCACGCGUUUCCCCCAACCGCAGCGCCCUCGCAGGCCGCGCGGAAUGUGCAACGCGCCCUAGCAGCCAAAGUGCAAACGCUGUCCGCAACUUUCCGCAAGAAGCAGCGCAACUAUAUGCAGAAGCUCCAGAGCCAGAACCUCUCCUCAUCCGGCAUACCUGGCACUCCGCGCUCGCCAGUCUCGCCUCGGCUCGGCGCGCUAGACCUUGACACCGGCGUGGACGAUGACCUCCGCUUCGCUCGCCAAACUCAGCAACAAGCCUUUGCCACCCAGAUAGAUGAGCCCGAUCAGGCAUACGCAGAGCGCACGCGGGAGCUCUCCGACAUCGCGGACUCUAUUGCCCAGCUCGCGGAUCUGUUUCGGGAGCUCGAGGGCCUGGUUAUCGACCAGGGAACGCUGCUUGACAGCGUUGAGUACAAUAUCGAGCAGACAGCUGUACACAUGGAAGACGCUGUAAAGGAGCUGAAUACGGCCGUCAAAUACCAGAAACACACCGGCCGACGCGCAUGCAUAUUCCUCCUCAUCCUGGUCAUCAUCGCGCUAGCGACUGCACUGGCUGUACGCCCACGGGGAAGCCACGACGAUAGCACACCAUCGCAGCCGGUAGAAGGCGGAGGAGGCGGAAGCGAGACGCGGUAACAGUGGACCCUCCCCGGCGAGAUCUACAUUCUGCCUGCCAUGCCUUCUCGUCGACUUGAUGGAAUUCCAUGCGAUGGACUAGGAUGGACUUCACUCGAUGCGAUGGAUCACUCGUCGAUAGGAAGGCGUCCGGCCCGCUUCAUACCCGUUUCUUCCAUCCUACGCGCGCAGAUGGCACUGGUACGCAUCUGCUGACUUGCUCUUGCCAAAGUCCACAUCGCGAUGGAACUUUUAAGGCCGGAGAUUGGACUUUUCAAGACCCGCGAUUACGCUUCGAGCACGAUUAUCGACAUCGAUGCCACCUGGUAUGGAUCACGGGUGGUCUGAAUACCGGGUCAUCGGGUAAAGCGUCGAGUACUCGGGAUAACAUGUAGACGGAUCUUGGUUGGGCGCAAUUGUACGCGUAUGGCAGACAUGUUUGCUCUUGAUGACGGCUCACGUGCG